Molecule: messenger RNA, 651 nt
Organism: Peronospora matthiolae
Lineage: Eukaryota; Oomycota; Peronosporomycetes; Peronosporales; Peronosporaceae
Source: the annotation of a GenBank genome assembly
AUGUACGAAGGGAUUGACAACCUGAAAUCCCUUUAUGACCGUGCCGGGAAGACUUUCUCCGGCGGUCCUUCUGCGGCACAGGAUGUGUCGCGUCGUACUGCUCGACCAGACCCAGUACGUCAACCAUCAAUUGGGAGCGGGGCUCCCAAGAAUCCCAGGACGGGGGAUAGCCGCGCCACCGGACGAGGUAACUCGUCCGACGUCCGUUCACGUCGCGGUGGUUCAACAGCUGCUCAACUAGAUAGCGCUGGCCACCGCGAGAGUCCUCUAAUGGAGGUGGAGGAGGAGGAAAGACGCUCUCCACACGAUCAUGUGGAUCGGUGUGUUCCCGAGAGCUUCUUUGAUCGCGUAACGCAAGGGUUACGCGACGAUCUCGAGCAUGAGCGGAAUAGGCGUCUCCAGAUGGUGGACACUGCCUCGAAGCAUCGAGCUGAGUUUGCCUUUGCUCAGCUUGAGAACGAGAGAUCUCUGACAUCUCUUCGUGACGAGCUAAGGGUAGCUCGUGGGAUUGUUGAUCGGUCUCGGGCUGAGAUAACUGCUCUUCAGACCCUUGUUGAUGCCCACCAUCGGGAGCACAAGGCUCUCUGCGAGAUGCUUGAGCGCAAGGGCGUUCUUCAUCGGAAGAAGCAGCGUACUGAUGGUACGGCUUAA